UUUUCGACACGACAGAGAGACAGAAUAGAAAAAUGAAAUACAGGUCGAGUCUUUUCCUCAACAUCAACAGCUAGAGAGAGAAAGUAUUGGGGUGGGAUCUGGACUCCGAUCGUCUCAAAUUUCCAAUCUCUCCCUCCGCCACCGCCACCGCCACCCACCACUUCUCCUCCCCCUCCCUCCCACCCACCGACACACCACCAAUUUCCCAAUUCAUCCCCAAUCAUGUCCCUCAAUAUGAAAACCUUAACACAGGCCUUAGCCAAGGCCUCCGCCAAGGCCUCCGCUGUCAUCGAGAAGACUGUACAAACUACCGUCCAAGAAGUAACCGGUCUACCUAGAGCCAUGCAGGAUUACGAACUUAUCGAUCAGAUCGCCUCCGCAGGCCCUGGCCUCGCCUGGAAAUUGUACUCAGCUAAGUCUCGUGACACCCACGUGCCUGCUGUCUACCCUAUCGUCUGCGUUUGGGUGUUGGAUAAGAAGGCACUGUCGGAGGCCCGGCAGAGGGCUGGUCUCUCCAAAGCCGCCGAAGAUGCGUUUUUGGAUGUGAUUCGGGCAGAUGCGGCUCGACUCGUCCGCCUGAGGCACCCUGGGGUGGUUCACGUGGUCCAGGCGCUGGAUGAGAGUAAGAAUGCCAUGGCUAUGGUCACCGAGCCGCUGUUUGCAUCGGUGGCAAAUACACUUGGGAAUGUGGAGAAUAUUUCCAAGGUCCCUAAGGAGCUCAAAGGAAUGGAUAUGGGAUUAUUGGAGGUUAAGCAUGGUCUGCUCCAAAUUGCAGAGACGUUGGACUUCCUUCAUAAUAAUGCACGCCUUAUCCACAGGGCCAUAGCACCAGAGAGUGUCCUCAUUACUUCCAAUGGAGCUUGGAAGCUCAGUGGUUUUGGUUUUGCAAUUUCAACAGAUCAAUCUUCCAACGAUUCUGCCAGCAUGCAGGCUUUCCACUAUGCUGAAUACGAUGUAGAAGAUUCUAUCCUGCCCUUGCAGCCAUCAAUAAACUACACUGCUCCCGAGUUGGUACGAAGUAAAACGUCUUCGGUUGGGCCUGCCUCCGAUGUUUUCAGCUUGGCAUGCCUUGCCUACCACUUGAUAGCUCGGAAGCCUUUAUUUGAUUGUCACAACAAUGUGAAGAUGUAUAUGAACAGUCUGACUUACCUAACCAAUGAGGCAUUUUCUGCCAUUCCAAGGGAGCUAAUACCAGAUUUACAGAGAAUGUUGUCUGCAAAUGAAGCUCUGAGACAAACAGCAAUUGAUUUUACAGGUUCAUCUUUUUUCCGAGAGGAUACUAGGUUGCGUGCUCUUCGCUUUCUGGAUCACAUGCUUGAGAGAGAUAACAUGCAAAAAUCUGAAUUUCUAAAAGCAUUAUCGGACAUGUGGAAAGAUUUUGAUCCCCGUGUUUUGCGGUUUAAGGUUCUUCCCCCACUUUGUGCAGAGCUCCGAAAUUUGGUAAUGCAACCUAUCAUUCUGCCUAUGGUUCUGACAAUAGCAGAAUCCCAGGACAAAAGUGAUUUUGAGCUAUCAACCCUGCCAGCUCUUGUUCCUGUCUUGAAUUCGGCUGCAGGUGAGACAUUAUUGCUACUUGUGAAGCAUGCAGAGCUUAUAAUCAACAAGGCUAGUCAGGAGCACCUUAUUUCGCAUGUUCUUCCCAUUCUUGUUCGAGCUUAUGAUGAUACUGAUGCUCGUUUGCAAGAGGAAGUUCUCAAGCAGACUAUUCUGCUUGCUAGACAACUGGAUAAACAGCUAGUCAAGCAAAUUGUUCUGCCUCGAGUUCAUGGAUUGGCACUUAAAACAACUGUUGCUGCGGUUAGGGUGAAUGCUCUCUUAUGUUUUAGCGAGAUGGUUCACAUACUAGAUAAGAGUGCUGUUUUAGAUAUCUUGCAAACAAUCCAACGCUGUACUGCUGUUGAUCAUUCUGCUCCAACUCUUAUGUGUACCCUUGGGGUGGCAAAUUCAAUUUUGAAGCAGUUUGGCAUUGAAUUUGUAGUGGAGCAUGUUCUUCCACUACUCUUACCUCUUCUCAUUACCCAACAAUUAAAUGUUCAGCAGUUUGCGAAGUAUAUGCUUUUCAUCAAGGAUGUGUUAAGGAAAAUAGAAGAAAAAAGAGGAGUAACUUUGACCGAAUCCGGAAUUCCUGAGGUAAAACCAUUGCAAGUAGCCGAUGGAUACACAUUAGGACAAAUAAAUAAAGCUGCUUCCGCAGCCCCAUCGAUUACAAAGCGCAGUUCAUCAUGGGAUGAAGACUGGAUACCUGCAAGGCCAGCUUCAACGGUCCCCCCGUCUUUGGCUGCAAUAUCAGCCGCUCAACCUGCAGUACCAAGUCAGCCUGCUCAGGGCAUCUCCACAUAUUCCAUGUCCUCAACAGCAUCAGUUGCCUCCACUGAACAAUUACCUUCCUCAUGUCCUGCAGUUGAUGUUGAAUGGCCCCCUCGGUCUUCAUCAGGUGUUGCAACUCAAUUUGGUGACUUCAAAAAUCUAAAUGGAAACAAAGGCACAUCAGAGUCAAGCUUAGAUGAUAUCGAUCCUUUUGCUAACUGGCCACCGCGGCGAAGUGGUGCCCCAAGUGUUUCAACCUCUCUCAACAAUGGCACCACAGCAUCAUCAGCUAAAAAGAAUGGGAACAUCAAUAUGGGAACUUCCCCCAAUGGUUUGAGCUUUCAAUCUGAAUCGUGGGCCUUUGGCAUGCAAGCUACUGGUGAAUCCAUGAGUCAGAAUCAAGGAAUCAGUUCAUUACCAAAUGUUGGUAGUAGCAGUGGUGGACUCAGUUCACAAAAUUCUCUUGGGUAUUUGAAGCAAAAUCUUGGCACUUCAGCUCUUGGUUCUUCCAUCGAAAAGGCAGCAGAUUUGGAGUCCAUCUUUGCUCCUAACAAGAAUGAGCAUGCUGCACCAAGGCUCGCUCCACCUCCGACAAAUGCUGUUGGUAGAGUUAGAGCACGAGGGAGGGGAAGUCAAGGGCAAACUGGGCCUAGUUCUCCAUCCUACUCUGGCCGCAUGAAAUCUCAAACUCAGCAAACCCCUAUACUGGACUUGCUGUAGUUGCUGAGGAGACUAUUAUUCCAUGUUUUUUCUCUACAAUUUGUGUUGAAGGUACAGAUGGACGUCUGUAGGAUACUCAUUUUAAUGUCCUCAUCUGCUGUGGAUGGAGAAAGUGCCCAUUUGAGUGCUUGAUACAGAUUGUCCUCCAAAUUGUGAGGUUCAUUGUUGCAUAGGAUGUAAUUUUGCUUGUAGCAUAAUGCGGUAUAGACUUCUUGUUAGCAAAUAUUUUGUUCUCUCUUAAAUCUGUUUUUGAGCAUUCUUUGUAUUCUUAACAGGCUGCACCCAUUAACGGGAGCUGAGAAAAAAAUAAAUAGAGGUGAUAUUUUUGUGUUCCAAUCA
Messenger RNA from Sesamum indicum (sesame), 3366 nucleotides. Its product is annotated as SCY1-like protein 2 A. Gene Ontology annotation, molecular function: protein kinase activity; ATP binding. The record is from RefSeq and is a predicted model, not a curated record. Gene Ontology annotation, biological process: protein phosphorylation. NCBI's taxonomy places the organism in Eukaryota, Viridiplantae, Streptophyta, Magnoliopsida, Lamiales, Pedaliaceae.